AUGUGCGAAUACACAGGGGACGCGAAAGACCCUCAACGCCACACUGAUAUUCAGCUGACUGAUGCUGAAAUUACUGAAUCCGUCAAGAAGAUGUUGGAUGAACCGAAGAAGAAGCCGCAGGAUAAACCGGCCAAACCGGCUUGUGCCAAAACCAAGGUCAACAAGAAGCCCGCCAAGAAGAAAACCACCGACUCCACCGAGUUAAAUAUUGACGAUGACGAUGAUAAUCAUGAGUCAGAGGAUGACGCAGAGGCUAGCCAUGCUGGUGACGCAGAGUCUAAUCGAAAUACUGAAGCUAUUCUUGAUGAUCCGCCACCGCAAGAUCAUGAAACCUUAGCUGAACAUAUGGAAGUUGAUCCGACGAUUCAUGCUGAUAAACCGCCUAGCCCAAUUAAAGCUGCUGAUGACAAAACUGACAACGUUGUGGUUACUGGGUUUGGUUACACAACUCCAGGCAACCCCACCGCUCUGUCAAAACACAGUGCCAAAGAAGAAAUCUCUGCUGUUGAUAAAGGCAAAUGGAAGGCUAAGCUUAUCAAGAAGGAAUCCCAAAUCGCCGACCUUCAAGAAAAUAUCAAAUCUCAACAAGCAGGGACUUCCAAAGCCAAGGAAGAACUGACCAGCGCCUUAGUAGCAAUGGAAAAACUGAAGGAGAGCUUCAAGAACGAGCGGGCAGGUUGGGAUAUAGAAAAGUCAACUCUGCUGAAGAGGGCUGAGGAUGCUGAAACGGCCCUCAGUCCGAUGUUUUUGAUGAUGCAGGAACUCGCGUUGCUCAUGUUGGCUCAGAUAUGCGGCAAAGACUGA
Molecule: messenger RNA, 804 nt
Organism: Aegilops tauschii subsp. strangulata
Lineage: Eukaryota; Viridiplantae; Streptophyta; Magnoliopsida; Poales; Poaceae
Source: RefSeq, a predicted model, not a curated record